UAAAAACUCUCUAAAAACAAUACGUAAAGUUAAACAAGCUAGAACUCUAGAUCGAACAUCAAUGGCAUACCAAGACGUGCAUGAUAACGAUCCGGACUUUGAAAAUUUAGGAGAUAAUAUAGAUUAUUCUGAUAGAUUUGUUACCGAUAGAGAAUUUGAUUCUGUAGAUGAUUUACAUACUUGGGCUAAUGAGAUAGCACUAACAAUUGGAUUUCAAUUUACACGUGCUUCAUAUAAAAAAAAAGAAGGGCGUUCUAGAGUGAGUCUGUACUUAAGAUGUCACCGUUACGAUAAAAGAAGUGUUGAUUUGCAUAACUUAGACAAUGCUCUCCGACCAGGUUCCAAAAGUAGGGGUUGUGGGAUGACUGUGGAUAUCAGGCAGCACAUACGAGAUCUAAGUGCAACUGGCAUGCAACCAGCAUUUAUAAUGUCUUCAAUUAGAAGAAAUUUUCCUCGUUUUUAUGCUAGUAUGAAUCAAAUUUACAAUGAGAGACAGUCAAUGAGGAGAGAAGAGAUGGAUGGUAGGACUCCUCUUCAACACUGUCUGUAUAUGGCCACGGAGCAUAAUUAUGUAGUUUGGAGGGACUUGGAUAGUGAGGAUCAGUUGACUAGAUUAUUGAUUGCGAAUCCAACUUCUAUCCAGAUGCUACGUUCGUGGCCCCAUGUUGUGUUGAUAGACACAACGUACAAAACGAAUAAGCAAAAGUGGCCCCUUUGCGAAAUCAUUGGAAUGACGCCAACGAAUCAUAAUUUCUUGGUUGCAUUAUGUUUGAUGCGAGAUGAGGCGGCUGUGUCUUAUUCUUGGGUGUUGGAGAGGUUGAGGGAUAUUUACGGGACAGUGCAGACGCCGGAUGUAAUCGUAACGGAUCGGGAUAAGGGUUUGUCUGCAGCUAUUCAUGCUGUCUUUCCAGAUGUACGACAUCUAUUAUGCGUAUGGCAUAUUGGCAAUGACGUGGAGAACAUGGUCGAUAAAUUGUGUGGCGGCAAGAAAAAUCAACAGGGCCAGUUAUUCAGGCAAACAAAAUGGAACCCCUUGGUUAACAGUAUGACGAUCGCCGAUUUUGAAAACAGAUGGGAAGGGAUUGUGUCCACUUGGUCGACUAGGAACCGGAGAGUCGUGCAAUAUUUGGCAGGAACAUGGAUUCCUCACAAAGAGAAAUUUGUGCGUGCGUGGACGAAUGAUUGUUUGCACUUGGGUAACCAGACUACCAGUAGAGUUGAAAGUCAACACUCUUCCUUCAAGUACUACUUGGGUAGCGGUAAUAGCUCAUUCGAUACGCUGUUUAAAAGGGCGCACGCACAAAUUACGAAUCAACAAUCAAAAAUAAGACAAGCUCUUGAGGAAUCUAAGAAUUCCAUUUCAAGGACGUCGCGACUAAAUUUUCUACGACCGUUGUAUCGUCAUUAUUUAGAUGCAGAAGAAGACGCCAACGAAGAAGUACGGCACGCAAACGCCGAUGAUAAAGAGUACUCUCAAUUGUUGGUGGAUGAAGUUUUAAAAUCCGACCCCUCAGUACUACGACGCGUCUCUCAGGUACUUGAACAUGAGCUGCACCCCGAUGGUGACGACAUACCUGAGCCCGAAGCAAGUCCACCGAGGAAAGGAAGACCAAUGACAAGCAGAACCUUGAGGAGAAACAAAAGUGCGUUUGAGUACAGUAGAUCGUCCUCAAGGGGUCGCGGAUCAAGAUCAUCAUCACGCGGGAGAUCCAGUGGUAGAUCAACCAGCCGGUCGCAUCAAUCGUCAGUUGGAAUUAACUUCAGUUUCAACUUAUCAGAUGGUGCAGCAGGUCGUGAUUUUUCACUUUUUCCGUGGCCAGAUCACAUUCCAUUUAUUCUUCCGCCAUAUCUGUUUGAUUGGAUUGAUGUUAUAGGUGACGGUAAUUGUGGAUUUAGAGCUAUUGCCGCCACAGAGUUAGGGACACUAACAUAUUCGACUCUGUUAUCAGCAGCACCAAACGCAGCAGCAGGUCCUUCACUUGGGAUGAGAAAACAGUGGGAAGACACUCUAAACCAGUCCACGUAA
Messenger RNA from Amaranthus tricolor (Joseph's coat), 2026 nucleotides. RefSeq names its product PKS-NRPS hybrid synthetase cheA-like. Lineage: Eukaryota; Viridiplantae; Streptophyta; Magnoliopsida; Caryophyllales; Amaranthaceae. Bases 62 to 2026 code for a protein of 654 amino acids. The record is from RefSeq and is a predicted model, not a curated record. Gene Ontology annotation, biological process: regulation of DNA-templated transcription. The transcript has 6 exons.